This is a messenger RNA of Theileria equi strain WA, 1113 nucleotides long. RefSeq names its product signal peptide containing protein. The transcript has a single exon. NCBI's taxonomy places the organism in Eukaryota, Apicomplexa, Aconoidasida, Piroplasmida, Theileriidae. The coding region runs from base 1 to 1113 and encodes 370 amino acids. The record is from RefSeq and is a predicted model, not a curated record.
AUGAAUGUUGGAGGGAAGAUGAAGGUCUUUUCCGUUCUUCUGACAUCCUGUCUACUGGGACUCUGCCAUUGCAAGAGGUCCAGAGUUCCCACCGACAGACUGGUUAUCGAGGUUCUAGACGACUAUGUAGAGGAUGAGAUUGUGACCACUUAUCUCGUAGAGGGGGUGGAUGGGCACGAAUCUUCUGCAUGGACUGGGAAGAGACUGGUCUGGGAUCUUGCCAACGGAACCAUCUAUGAAGUAGAGUACACACUGCCUUUGGCUCUUAGAUACAGUGAUGAAAAGGUAGAAGAUGUGGCACUUUUUAGUGAAGCUUCUUCAGAGGAAGUAGAUACUCAAUUAGCCGACUAUGCCAGACAGCCUGAUUUCAGUCCCCCAAAAGAUCCAAGAACAGUGGACCUUGCUUGUCUUAAGGAUCCCCGCUACAAGGUACUAGACGUCGACAUUGCUGGAGCGCCUGCAAGGGUUUACAUUGUCGAUCACAGGGAAGAUGUAAAGAGGGUAAAGUAUAAUGGGCAGGAUGUAUGGAUAGCAUCUAGGGUUGUUGCGGAUGAAAAGGGAUAUAAGACUCCAGGGAAGUGUGGUUAUUGCAUAACAUUUCUCAAGGGUACUGCCACUGCCAUGAUACUGGUCAAUAUAUAUGAUAUGACUGUGUACCGGGAAAUAUUUAAAUACAAGGAAAAGGCGGGAUAUUUUGGUGUAGGCGGGCCAGGUUGGUCGAGAUCAAUAACUGAAUAUGCUCGGGAAAUUGCCGCUCUGAAAACAUGCACGGGUCCACCAACAGGCUUUACUCUGGAUAUUUCCUCUGUAAAAGGUAACGGUAAAUUUAGGCUCACCAAAUCCGUUGUCGAGGGCAUAACCAUCCACUAUUACUCCUCCAAGCCUGGCAAUCUCAUAGAAAAGGUUGUGGAUGGGUCAGCUGGCCUAUGGAAUGCUGAUCACGACACCGUUUGCUACCUCUGUGAGCUCUAUUCCGAUAAUGGCUAUAGACUGCUGAGAAUACACACUGAGCAAAAUUACAAGAUUAAACUCCACUAUUUUGAGGAUGAGGGCUCUGGAUGGAGUACUCUGAAAAAAUAUGAAUUUGAAGAAAGACUUGAGAGAAUGCAGUAG